UGCUGGGCGGCCAUCUCGGGGGGCGAGGCGACGUAGAUGCUUCUUUCGAGGAUGCAGAAAGAAGAGAUCAGUGUGACACUGGGACUCUGGUGGAGCAGAACUCUUUUCAUUUCUCAGUCUCUCUCCCUCCACUAUCUCUCCAUCCAUCGCAUCUCAUCUGCACCUCGUCAGUUCUUCGAAUCACUUGGUGACUGCAACACAACGCUCUCGGUGAAACCACUGUAUCAUCAUCAUCGCCAUGUGCAUCGGGAGGCCAUAGCACUCACGAGGACUACCACAACCACCAUGCGACCCGCCAUGGGUGUGGUUCUCUUCGCCCUGCUCGCCCACGCUUCCAACACCACGCGGACGCCGCAGCAUCACCACCACCUCACCCACAACCGGAGCAGACAGGACGAAGAGGACAUCGACCAGGGUGGAGGAGGACACGACAAGCCAACAAAGUACCAUUACUACCCCCACAAUCAGCAUCUCUACCUUCUCCCAGAAUGCGCGACGCAACAGGUCUGCUCCGCCGUGUAUUUGCGGCUCAACUAUUCACAACCGUUGUGUGCUUGCCCGUCAGGGGCGAAACCGUGUUCUGUCUCCACUCGGACGGAUGAUCGUCACACGAUCCCCCUCGUGACAGGGACGAGUUCCCAGGUGCUCACUUUGGUCAAGACGUGUGAAGCUAGCGGAGAGGUGAGGGAAUGCAACAAGGCGAAAGAUUGGUCAAUCCUUGCCCUCCAAAACUCAAGGACCGGAAAAGCCCACUACUUGGUCAUCUGUAGAUGUCCAGCGCCAGGAUAUUUGGAGGGACCCGUUGCCCACUCUCAACCCGCGUAUGCUCGCGUCCCCGGGAUUCGCGUGUAUGGGAUGACCUGCAUCCGGGAGCCUGAACGGAGUGGGAGGCUAGAUCCACCCUGGACGUCGCCAACGCCACCAACACACAGCCAACUGCCACGUGGAGCUCCGUGGGGUCGACUUAAAGCAUUGUUACACAACUUACUCCAACAUGUACAAUAAUAAAAUAGUGUGUGUGCCUGUGUUUAUGUGUGAAUCUCUCUAAAAA
This is a messenger RNA of Folsomia candida, 1051 nucleotides long. RefSeq lists its product as uncharacterized. Bases 37 to 1005 code for a protein of 322 amino acids. The record is from RefSeq and is a predicted model, not a curated record. NCBI's taxonomy places the organism in Eukaryota, Metazoa, Arthropoda, Collembola, Entomobryomorpha, Isotomidae. The transcript is spliced from 6 exons.